Messenger RNA from Glycine soja, 1269 nucleotides. Its product is annotated as putative S-adenosyl-L-methionine-dependent methyltransferase MSMEG_1480/MSMEI_1444. Gene Ontology annotation, biological process: methylation. The transcript is spliced from 7 exons. Lineage: Eukaryota; Viridiplantae; Streptophyta; Magnoliopsida; Fabales; Fabaceae. Bases 100 to 1047 code for a protein of 315 amino acids. Gene Ontology annotation, molecular function: methyltransferase activity. The record is from RefSeq and is a predicted model, not a curated record.
GGAUUAUCUUAUCUUAGCUCUUCUUAUUUCUAUUUGGUGCUUAAAAAUACAUACAUGCAGUGUAUCUAGGAAUCCUUCUCCUCUGUAAACUCUUCAUUCAUGGGUUGUGUAGAAGCUUUCCCCGUAACUUAUUAUAUUAAUAUGCAUCCCUCACUCAUAUGCACCUCUAAGAGGAAACUGUGUGUUUCUACUGCGAAACUCAACGGCGACAAUGACCCAUUGCUCCUUGCUGCCACUGCCUCUGCUUCUCUUCGUCACCAGGAAACUCUUCGACCAGAGCCUCUGUUUCUAGAUCCAUAUGCUGGUUGUUUUGUCCCUCAUAAUAGUCCCAAGGAUGUGAUUCAGGACUUGCAUCCCUAUUGUCUUGCAACCAAGUUCAUUGAUGAUAAGCUGCUUCAUACAGUGAGCCUUAUUGACGGACUAAAGCAGCUAAUUUUGUUGACUGAUGGCAUGGACACACGGCCAUACAGACUUCAGUUGCCCUCUUCGAUCCUAAUAUUUGACAUAUCCCCAGAAAGUGUAUUUAGAAUUGCAGCUGAGAAACUUAAAGCUUCAGGUGUUGGGGCUAAGAUGCCCAAAGGUUGCAUAUUCUACCAUAUUCCACUGGAAUCAUCUGACAUAGAGCAGGCUAUGCAAUUUAAAGGCUAUAAUGGUAGUAGACCUAGUAUAUGGGCCUUACAGGGAUUUCCAGUGAUGACACUGGCAAAUUUUGAAGAGGUUUUGUCAAUGAUAAGCAGUUUGGCCAUGAAAGGAUCUCUUUUUGUGGGAGAACUUCCUGCCUGCGUAGCUGAGACAGACAUAGAAAUUAAGUCCAAUACAAGGCAAUGGGUGGAUAAACUAUUCAUGAGCAAGGGUUUUCGGGUGGAAAUUAUCAACUACAAAGGGUUUGCAGAGAGAAGUGGUAAAGAUUUUGUAUCAGGACACUACAAUAAUAUACUAUUUGUUGCAGAACAGCUGCUACAUUCUGAUGAUCAGAUGGAGUCAUGGAGACGAGAAUUUCAAAGGAUAGAAAAUGAAGGAGAUGAAGAAGGUUUUGAAGAGUUAUAGAAGAGCAUAUAAGCUUCACCACACCCUCAUUAGCCUUAAAAGGAUAUCUCUCUAUUGCUACUAGGGUCUAAACUUAGUAGCAUUGUCCUCUAUACAAUUGUCUGUAUGCUUGUAUAUCUUGAAGGAGAGUGUUCAGAUAUGAAUUCAAGUGCAAUAUAAUUUAGCUUAGCAGAUUCAAAUUAUUAAUAAUCAAAUACAGUAGCAGGUUAUAUCUGCACGUCA